Pseudozyma hubeiensis SY62 is the source of this 1926-nucleotide messenger RNA. RefSeq lists its product as hypothetical. The record is from RefSeq and is a predicted model, not a curated record. The transcript has a single exon. NCBI's taxonomy places the organism in Eukaryota, Fungi, Basidiomycota, Ustilaginomycetes, Ustilaginales, Ustilaginaceae. Gene Ontology annotation, molecular function: protein-macromolecule adaptor activity. Gene Ontology annotation, biological process: nuclear pore organization; spindle pole body localization. Bases 1 to 1926 code for a protein of 641 amino acids. Gene Ontology annotation, cellular component: spindle pole body; nuclear pore transmembrane ring.
AUGCCGUCCGGACUGGCAGCAGUGCCUCCGGCGCAGUUGCCCACCAAGUAUCGCGAUGUCAUCAAGAUCGCACUGCGCCCACGCCAAACUCGAGCUUUCGUUCUUGCUGCGGUUGCAUGGCAUCUCUUCUUGACGUCGGCGCUACUCAGUACGCUCUCACUCUCACUCAUAUCACCAUUGACACUGGCAGCUAGCCUGCUGUCGUUCGGACUCGGCGUACUUCCCUUGCUCGCAAAGCGCAAACGCAGCCUCUCGCAGAUCACAACACCGCCAGCUCGAUUGCCGUCAUCCAAGGCGCAGCAGCUGUCGGCAGCAUUAUCAGAUCCAACUCUGGUGACAUUGAUAUUUCAGCAUGUUGUUGCAUUCGUUGUGCUGGCGCUGGGAUAUGCUGCGCUGCUCACGUACCGCAAAGGCGGAUGGGCACCUCAGAUCUGGGUCGAAUCGCACGCAUCUUUCUACCUCAACGAACGCUUCCUCUACCUCGUCGGCCAAUCCAUCGUGCUCGGCGCCGUGUACGCAUUCGUUUCGCGAUCGCUACCGUCUCCUCAAGCUGUGGCGUCACCGUCUUUCGACGCAUCGACAUUGACAACCGACACACCCGUGACGAUCAAACAUCGUGUCGUCGCCGCCUUCACCGCACGUCUGCCCCGAGCAGCUCUCGUGGCAGCACUCACUUCCUCAGCCAGCAUCCUCGUAUACAGCAUCGUCCGCAUUCGCAUGUGGAGCACCAUCCUGCUCGUCCUCGGAACGCGUGGCGUGAUGCGUCGACUCUUGGUCCCUUCGUUCCGCGUCGAAUUCGCGUUCUUCGAAGUGUCGGUUCGAAGCGUGCUUUUCAGCAUCGCGGCUACCUGCGCUGUCGAAACGGCAUACCUGCUGUUGGACGUCUACCUCUCGCAUCCGCUGCCUCCGGUCAGCAAGUAUGCCAAGUUCCCAAAUCGGUUGCUGCUCGAUGGGAUCGAGGAGCCGGUUCUGUUCUUCUCGAACCACGCGUUUUCGGAGCUGGCACGGUUGAGUGCAGGGGAUAAGGAGAUGAGGGGGCUGAUAUAUCGGGAUGUAGGGGGUGAUGUGACGGCGUGGAUGCAGAUUCGUGAUCGAUGUUUGGGGUUGUUGGAGGAGAGUAGGCUCUUUGUGGUGAGGCGGGGGCAGGUUGCGACCAAACCGCAGGCGUCGAUGCCGUCUACUUCGCAGCCACAGCAGCAGAAAACAAGCGCAAAGCCACCGCAGACCAUCUGGGACCAGCUCGCUGCGGGACAAACUGCACCAAAGGACUCCACCCCUCCGUCCACCUCGUCACCGGCCACAGCACCAUCCACCUCCACGACCGUCAGCACACCACCACAACAGCAACCCGCUCCGCUGCUCAGCAUCCAAUCCCUCUCAAAAACCUCGCUCAACCUCAUCACACUAGCAUGGAAGCUUCUCCCCUCCGACGCGAAACACGUCCUCUUCGGCGCACGUCGCCAGCAAACCCUUCUGGGAGAAUCUCCUUCCUCCCUGGCCAGUUCGGUCAUCGCCCGCGAUGCUCACAGGACCAUCUGUGCCGCGCUGACGCUCAAAUCCCUUCUCUGUCAGAGUCUCACCGAAGACCCGUACGGAACGGUGUCGAAGGACAUCAAGCGUAUUUUGACGGCAUUCGUCGGGUUGGAUAGUGAGAUCCGAACGUUGGGGAUGCAGUUGGAGGCUCAGGCGAGGGAGAUCGAUGACAAGCUGGAGAGGGUGGAGGCGGAUGGAGAUGGUCAAAGCAAGCAAGGGGAGGGGAGGGGGGAGGUGCAGGACGAGUUGAAGAGGGUGUGGACAGCCGGUGGUGCAGGACAGCUGGAUCUGUAUUUGGUGGCCUCGAUGAGGGAGAUUCUGAACACGUUUGAGAGGUUCGAUCUGGUUCUGGGGGAUGAACUGGAGAUCAGGUUGGGCGAGUGUUUGCGUUGA